CGCCAGCGUUCCGCGCGCGUUCCAUCCCCGUUUUGCCCGCGUUCUGCCCGCGGCGCGCGCGUUGCGCGGGAGGGGCGAUGCGCGCGGCCCCGCGUUGCCUGCUGCCUGCGGCUGCCGGUGGCAGCGGGGAGGGGUGGAGGGAGCGCGCCUGUGCAGUGCCAGGAGGACGGGCUCAGCCCGCCGCCGCGUUACACAACCGCCCGCCGCAGUAGGCGAGUUUCACAAGUCCCGCCGCAGCUCGCCGGCAGCCCGGACCCACCUUGCGCGCCCCCUCCGCUCCGCGGCCAGCCCCGCCCGCGCCCAUGCCAUGUCUCCUCCGGGCAGCGGCACCCCGGGGCGGGCGGUAGCCCCUGGCGCCGGCAGGGCACCGCGCCGGGGCUGGGCAUGGCACUGAGGGCGGCUGCGGGACACGCAUCCUCCCGGACGGACUAAUUUUUCUCCGUCUCUAUUUAUAUGGUGAUAAGAAGUGCUAAUCCCACUCAGUCAGUCUGGACUGAUGAAUCUGAGGAGUAGAACAGGGACAUACAGGCCACAGGGAAGCCAAGUCUCAUUCCCUUCCUUUCCCUGGAUAAUGCCAGAGCCCUGUGUUGUGUAGACGAACUGAUGGAUGAAGAUGAGAAGGACAGGGCAAAGAGGGCAUCACGCAACAAAUCUGAGAAGAAAAGGAGAGACCAGUUCAAUGUCCUCAUUAAAGAGCUUUGCACAAUGCUGCAAGGCCAUGGGCACCCUCUCAAGAUGGACAAGUCCACAAUCCUGCAGAGGACCAUCGACUUCUUACAGAAGCAGAAAGAAAUCACAGCACAGACAGAAGCCUGUGAGAUUAGACAAGACUGGAAGCCUUCAUUUCUUAGCAACGAGGAAUUCACUCAGUUGAUGUUAGAGGCAUUAGAUGGAUUUCUCAUUGCUCUUACCACUGAUGGGAUUAUUAUUUAUGUAUCUGACAGUGUCUCGUCUCUGCUUGGACACUUACCGUCAGAUUUGGUGGACCAAAAUAUAUUAAACUUUCUGCCUGAGCGGGAGCAGAGUGAAGUGUACAAGCUCCUUUCUCCACACGUGCUCAUGACGGAUCCUGUUGCAGCUGAUUUUCUGAACGUGGAAAAACAAAUAGAGUUUUGCUGCCAUUUAGCAAGAGGCAGCUUAGAUCCAAAUGAACCCCUGACAUAUGAAUAUGUGAAAUUUGUAGUGGAUUUUAAAUAUUUUACUCAUGUGCCUACACCCUCCUGUAAUGGCUUUGAGUCAGCUAUUGCACGAGCUUUCAGGUCAGCCACGGAGGAGCAGAUUUGCCUCGUAGCAACUGUUCGUCUUGUCACACCGCAGUUCUUAAAGGAGCUCUGCAAUGUUGAAGAGCCAUGUGAAGAAUUUACUUCAAGGCAUAGUUUGGAAUGGAAGUUUUUAUUCUUGGACCACAGGGCUCCACCUAUCAUAGGAUACCUACCCUUUGAGGUCCUGGGAACGUCAGGGUAUGACUACUACCACGCAGAUGACCUGGAGCUUCUUGCUAGGUGCCAUGAACACUUGAUGCAGUUUGGAAAAGGCAAGUCCUGCUACUACCGGUUCCUGACCAAAGGGCAGCAGUGGAUCUGGCUGCAGACACACUACUACAUCACCUACCACCAGUGGAACUCCAAGCCCGAGUUCAUCGUGUGCACCCACCUCGUGGUUAGUUAUGCAGAAGUUCGAGCUGAAAGAAGGCGAGAUCUUGGCCUUGAAGAGUCAUCAAUUGAACUGGCAUCUUCCUCUUUAAAGAGCCACGGCAGCUACCUGGACAUGAGGCAGUGCGGGAACAGCCAGGAGACGAGCCGAGAAGGAGUGUCGCUCUCGUCCCACAGCUCCCGGCGCUCCUCGCACACGGCGCUCUCCGACUCUGCGUCCACAUCGUCAAUGCGACACACAGACACCAGCACUCCCACCAGGCCAUCGGUGCCAAUGGGUCAAUCGGAGAAGGCAGCCUUGCGACUGGCAUCAAGUGGAAGCACUCAGGCCAUAGCAACUCCUCAAGCCCCUGUUGACCACCUCAGUCAGCAUCCUGUGGCUCAGCCGGCAGUUCCCUCUCAGCAAGCUGUGAUGCCAGUGUACCACUUCCCCGCGCAGCUGGGGAUGAUGCAUCAGCUGAAGGAGCAGCUGGAAGAGAGGACUCGCAUACUGCAGGCUGACAUCAAGACGCAGCAAGAGGAGCUGCACGUCAUCAAGGAGCAGCUCCAGCUAGUGCAGGACUCCAACCUGCAGAUGUUGAUGCAGCAACCGAUACCCUUAGUCUUUAACAACGUGCCGCACCAGAGUCCAAGAAGGCCGUCGCAGCAGCAGCAGCCUGGGACAACCAGGCAAAGCACAGCCAAGAAGUCGCAGCAGCAAGGCCUUACUGGGACAAAACACUACUGUGGCCCUCACUUACCGUCCCCACGCCAAUUCCUCAGGGAACCUGGUGGCCCUUCCUCCCAGGUGCAGCAGCAGCAGCAGCAGCACCCGAUGCGAGGAAGCCAAGGCCAGCAAACGUGUCUGCCGGCACAGACGAGCAUUUCAAUGCCCCUCUACAACAACCCCGUGGUAUUUUCACAAGCGCAUCCCAUUACCGUGUCUGCGCAGAUGCCGACGGAAGUCAGCGAAAGGCAGCAGCAGGCUGACUACAGCCAGGACAGGAGCCUGAGGUUCGUCCCAGAGCAGCAGAUCUUGCCUCCCCCAAUACAGAUGCAGACGAUUACCUGCAGCACAGUCCGACCUCCAGCCCCGUCGCCCGUUUUCUCCCCGUCGCUGAUGAUCCCGCACACCAGUUUCACUUCCCACCAGACGAGCACCCCAGUUCAUCUCCACCAGUGGCCACAGCAACAAGUUCAGCAGCAUCGCCUCUACCUUCAGAUGCAAGGUCCCGAGUCAGUGCCAGGGGGGCCGAAUCAGCGUGUUUUCCAGCCAUCUCACACCCCACAGCAGAGUCCCAUGGGCUACUUCGUGCACCCGCAGCAGCCGAGCCGCCACGCGCAGGGCCAGCCCUGCAGCCUGCCCGACCUGCCGGAGAUGCAGCUGCCGUGAGCGCCAGGACGGGACGGGACGGGACGGCAGCAGGACCUGGGCCGCAGCAGCCGGGCGCCCGGGCGCGGGCCAGGGCAGGGACGGCGCCAGCGGAGGAGGAGCGGACCCGCGGCAAAGGGGGCCGGAGGGAAGGUCCGCAGGAGGGCUUGGGGCAUCAGCGUUUCCACGCGGCCGGCCCUUGGCACUGCGGCGGCUGCCGAGCCGAGCCGGGACCCCUUGGACGGCAGGAGCACGGCGCGCGGGAGGCUUCGGCCGUGAGUAGCUGCAGCCCCUGUCUGUGUCUGUCCUGGAGGGAGGGCGGCGUAAUCUGAAGUGCUAAAAGCCUGCAGGGGCGAGCGGUGACUAGUGGUGGCCCGCCGCCGCCAGAGCCGUCUGCAGAGGCGGCUGCGAGCUGGGUGAGCAGGAGCGGGCGAGGGAGGGAACGGCUCCCCGCGAGCCCCCGGGCGCCCUGCGAGCCCCCGCGCGGUGCCGCUCCGCCGGACGGGGCGCGGGGCACCGCUCGCUGCAGGGGGGGGAUGACCAGGGCGCCCGGACGCGCUCGCUGCAACUGGGACGAGCGCUUUCGGUUCAGGCCCUCCGUGCUGCGAGUCACUGUGAACUGCCGAGCAGCGUCGGGGGGGGGACACGCGCGCGGUGCCCCUCGGCACGGUACCACUCGAGUCACGUGUACAUAGCUCAUCUGGUGUAGUAGCUCCAGCGUGGAUUUUAUUUUCCUUUUUUUCUAUACCUCAAGCCCACAUUUUUUUGUUUUCCAGAAGAUUGGAUAAUGCUGCUAACUCACAUAACAUCACUUCUGCCUGAAUUUCUUACUCUUGUUAUACCAGCUCACGUCACAACUAGUAAGAUAGCUGUCACGUUUCAUUUUGGGUAACAAGUGCAGAUAAAUUUAUAUAUGUUUUAAUUCCCUGUAGCCAAAUUUUUUUUUCAGGUUACAGACAAAGAUUCCUUGCUCUCACUUUGUUGUUCUUUUGUUUCAAGUGGGUAUCACUGUACAUGUUUCAUUACAACUAAAAAGAACAAAAAAAACACGAUAUGACAGCAAACUUUGUGGUUUUGCUAGGUCAUGUUUCAAUUCGACAAACGUAAAACUUAUACUCACAAUGACGCAAGUGAUGUUACAAGCCCAUAGGGGCAGCAAUAAAUUGUAUUUUUGUAAAUUGUCACUUUUUAACUAUAUAUGUUUAUAUUUAUGAAUUCAAAAAAAACAAAGCUUAUUCCUCAGUGGGU
This is a messenger RNA of Dromaius novaehollandiae (emu), 4251 nucleotides long. It is a transcript of the gene PASD1, whose product is annotated as PAS domain containing repressor 1. Lineage: Eukaryota; Metazoa; Chordata; Aves; Casuariiformes; Dromaiidae. The record is from RefSeq and is a predicted model, not a curated record. The transcript is spliced from 22 exons. Gene Ontology annotation, cellular component: cytoplasm; CLOCK-BMAL transcription complex; nucleus. Gene Ontology annotation, molecular function: protein dimerization activity; DNA-binding transcription factor activity, RNA polymerase II-specific; RNA polymerase II cis-regulatory region sequence-specific DNA binding. Gene Ontology annotation, biological process: regulation of transcription by RNA polymerase II; circadian regulation of gene expression. The coding region runs from base 604 to 3024 and encodes 806 amino acids.